UCCACUCUUUUUGGUCGAUUAGCAAACACCUCUCAGGCUCUCAGCUCCUUCCUCGUCUUCCUCGCCCAUGGACGCCCUCUCCACCCCCGUCUCCUCCCUCCGCCCCGGCGUCCUCCUAUCAACCCCCCACCCCCGAGACCUCCCCAAUCUCCUCAAACCCCACCCAUCCUCCCAUCUCCUCCCCAACCUCUCCGCCAAGCCCAAACCUCCCUCCCAAUCCCUCCCCCACCGUCCCCUCGCCCCACCGAAACCCCUCCCCCACCUCUCCCCCUCCUCCCCUUCCCUGGCCUCCACCCCCCUCUCCAAAACCCUCCCCCUCCCAUCCACCGCCGCGCCGCCACCGGCUACGCCGCCGCCCUCGUCGACGCCGCCUGCUGCGACGGCGCGCUCGACGCCGUGGAGCGGGACGCGAGGAGGCUCCUCCGCGCUGUUUCCGAGGAGACUGAGGAGAAGGGGGACGCGGUGACGGCGGCGACGGCGGAAGGCGGUGGGUUUUAUAAGCACGUGGUUACGCUGGUGAGGAUGCUGGUGAGAAAGGGGAAGGCGGGGAUGGUCGGGGAGGUGAUGGCCGAGGUGGGGAGGAUCUGCGACGAGCUGAGCGGGACGCGUGUGGUGGUGGUGUCGUCGCAGAGGAGGAUGGAGCAGGCCGAGCUGCGUGGAAUCGCCAGGGAUGUGGCGAGGGUGAGCGGAGCGGCCAAGGUGAGGGUGAGGCAUGUGUUCGCCGUAUGAUAAGCUCUCCGUUGAUGAAGUUUCAUCUGUUCAUGGGAUUGCUUACCGCCAAAGGACAACAGUUGGCAGUUCCUUUCGUAUCAAAAUGAAAAAAAAAAAUAGCAAACUUCUCGACUUCGGUACUAUUUUUAUCCUUUGUUGUGGACUGUAUAAUUGAUGGGAAAAGAUGGUUGAUGCAUGGCGAUGCCCAGGCAAAUAGCCAUAACACUUGGCAUUUGGGUAGCUUCUCUCAAUAAGGUCCAGAAUGUUGGACUGGAUUUCUUGCAUUGCCAUUGUCCUAUCAAAGUGUCUAUACAGAAGUUUUGAAUGUGCAAAUUAGUGAGAAGACUAAUGAAUGAUAUGGCUCUUAAGUAUAUAUUGUGACAUUUCUGUGGUUGAAUGAAUACUGAAGCAUGCUAUCUCCUUUUUGGUGAUCUAGAAAAUAAUAUGAGCAGGCUUUCUGAAUUUAUCACCAGAAUCCUCACAUUCCUGCGAAAAAGAAUUUGCACCUUCAA
Messenger RNA from Elaeis guineensis (African oil palm), 1223 nucleotides. RefSeq names its product ATP synthase delta chain, chloroplastic. Gene Ontology annotation, molecular function: proton-transporting ATP synthase activity, rotational mechanism. Gene Ontology annotation, biological process: proton motive force-driven ATP synthesis. NCBI's taxonomy places the organism in Eukaryota, Viridiplantae, Streptophyta, Magnoliopsida, Arecales, Arecaceae. The record is from RefSeq and is a predicted model, not a curated record.